ACUCAACACUGGAGACGGGUUUCUCUCCUCCUCGCCUGUCUGCACAGAACAGAGCAGAGGAACUGUGUAGUGUGUAAUUUAAUACCAGACGCAGCCUGACUGAGCCUCUCUGCACACAGAGAGCCCCCUCACAGCCUGAGAGGCAGGCAGGAGAGGCAGGCAGGCUGAGCAGGCAGACUUCCAGGGUCCGGCUCAGCCCUCCAUGACAGGACAAAGAGCAGGGGAUGCAGGACCGACCAGAGCCCUAGUGGAGGACCCAGUGGACCCAUCAGCCUCUCCCUCUCCCUGUGGCCAGCUGUCAGCCUUCCCUGACACAGCAGAAACCCAAGGCCAUCUCUGAUUACACACAGGCAUCCCUCUCCUCCUCCUCCCUCCCUCUUCUUCCAGUCUUGCCACUCCCCCGUCUUCCCAGAGGUAUCGUUGGAGCUCCCAGGAUGCGGCUGCUCAGCGCUCUGCUGCUCCUCCUGCUCCUCAGUUCUGCUGAGCCCAGGAAGGGUGGACGGAACAGAGACGGGGCAUGGCCCGGGGGUAAAGGCAGAGCCAAUGCUGUCAAACGCCAAACCUCUGAAUGCAAGGAAUACAUGGAGGCUGGAGAGAAAUACCUGGACUGUCAGGACUGCCAGCUGACCGGGGUGCAACAGCACUGGCCUGAAGACAUCCACCACCUCCUGCUGGCCCGCAACAAGAUCCAGGUGCUCAGAGACAACACCUUCUCCCAGUUCAAGAUCCUAAAGAGUCUGGAUCUACAACAGAAUGAGAUCUACAUGGUGGAGGAGGGGGCGUUCGCAGGGCUGGGCCAGCUCACUACUCUGCUUCUUCAGCAUAACAAGAUGAAGACAGCUUCUGAGGAGCACCUGCUCCCCUUGCCAAGCCUCCGCUACCUGCGUCUCUAUGAUAACCCCUGGGACUGCCGGUGCUCGCUGGAUAGCCUGGUCAGGACCCUGCAGGUGCCCAGCAACCGUAACCUAGGGAACUACGCCAAGUGUUCUGAGCCGGACGCUCUGAGAGGUCAGAAGCUGAAGAAGAUGAGGCCGGAGCUGGUGUGUCCUGAGGAUGGGGAGGGCCAGCAGCCAGGGCAGAAACCUCAGGAGGGGCAGGAUAGUCUGCCCAAACCCCCUCCCAUCAAGAAGCACCCUGAUGCCAACUCCUUGUGCCACACCUACAUGUUCCCCAAACCCAUGCUGGACUGCAAGAGCAAAGAGCUGAAGAACAUACCCUCAGGCCUCCCGUCAGACAUUGUGAGGAUGGACUUGUCCAGUAACAGCAUCACUCAGCUCUGGCCCAAGGAUUUUGUUGCUGCCAGGGACCUGAAGCUCCUCAACCUCAGCAGCAACAGUCUGGAUCAGAUCGACACAGCUGCGUUGCUGGGCUCCUGUACCUCGCGGGAGCUGGACCUGUCCAACAACAGCCUGCACUACUUCCAGUACGGAGUGUGAGACCUGUACUUCCUCAGGAUGCUGAAUCUGGGGGAUAACCCCUGGGUCUGUGACUACAAUAUCCACUACCUGAUCUACUGGCUGAAGCUGACCACCCCCAGGGAGUUCAGGGGCUGGCUCGUGGAGAAUUAUGUCAAGACCUACAACGGAGAGUGUCCCAAGGAUAAGGAUCCACAGCCAGGGGGGUGA
Messenger RNA from Coregonus clupeaformis (lake whitefish), 1625 nucleotides. Its product is annotated as leucine-rich repeat-containing protein 17. The record is from RefSeq and is a predicted model, not a curated record. Gene Ontology annotation, molecular function: protein binding. Gene Ontology annotation, cellular component: plasma membrane. NCBI's taxonomy places the organism in Eukaryota, Metazoa, Chordata, Actinopteri, Salmoniformes, Salmonidae.